AUGAGACUAGUGCGAUAUCAUUUCACCUACCUGACCAACCUUGUGCGAUGUUGGAGACUUUUUACAAAAGCAUCAUUGCUCAGCGGUUUCUGUCAGCAACGAAGACAGAUUUGCGGUUGCAAGAUGGCGUCUGGCGGUGAUUUCAAGGACUUUGGCCCACUGGUCGGAGCGAUCGAUCAAGGAACUUCAAGUACUCGAUUUUUGGUACGUGUUAACGAUUUUUUUAUGAUAAGGCUUCAACUAAGUGCUCUGCAUUGUGACUGCUUUAAAUAAUGCGGUGUUUGUGUGUGCUUUACUCCGGAUUGGUCCGAUCAUGAGAUCAUGCCAUGCCCGACAUUAGAUCGGUAGAGUCUAGAGCCUUUGUCGACUUGAAGACGAUUGAUGUGUAAUGCCUCUUCUUGUUUCUCAGACGUUGUUAUUAAAGAAAAGGUAACGAUAUGCAUAGGGCUACUGUGUACAUUCGGUAUUGUUCGUCAUUUUACCAAGCUUAAGCCUCAAUCUAAGUGAAAUGAACCCCGAGGCUAGCCAACCAUCGGAUAGCCUUAUGUUAUGUUGAAAAUGCUGCUGAAAUAUUCGUUCAAUUAGCAAAUGUUUGAUAGCAUAUUUCCUUUUAGAUUGAAACUUUAUUAUUUUAUUAUUAUUGAACCUUUUUCAUUGUUAUUAUUAUUUUAGAUCAAAUCUCUGCACCUCAUUUUAUUGGUGUAACCUUUGUAACCGUUGCCCCACCCUGUUAAAAAAUUUCUCCAAAAACGUGGGGGUGGGGAAUGGGAGGGGUGCAGUCAUAAGAAUAAGAGACUGUUGAUAUUGAAUAAUAAUUCCUUUGCGUCUGUAAAUGAUUUUUGAUCAGCUCUAAGCUUCUCCUUCCAAACUGCCCUGUUUUUGCUUGUGAAACAAGGUAGAAUUUCACAUGAAGAUCAAGAGUCACUUGACUUUGGCACCAGCCACCCCUUCAGGAGCUGGUCAUUUAUUACCUGUGAGGGGGAGGGAGGGGGUGUAUCCAAUGUGAGAAACCUAAGAAGAUUGUCAGUUCGAUCCCCAGUUCAUCCUAGCUUUUUAGAAAUUAUAAAUUCUACAUAUUGUGAAAGUAUGAAACUACAAAUAUUGUAACUACACACUGUGGUGAAGUUCACCACAAACUUUAUCUAAAGUAGUGUUUUUAAGGUCAGUGUUUACUUUUUAUGACUGUUACAUUCAAUUUCAAUUGACACUCAUUACUGCUUUGUACUACUUUCAUGAAAUCUAUUAAGGUGGCUCGAUACAGUUUUUCAAGGCCAAUACCUCCCAAGUUUGAGCAUAACCUACGUCGCCAUAAACAAAGUUUUGGAAAAAUUGCCCCCACAGUUGUAUUAGAUAAAGAUGAAAAUCUUUUAUUAUCAGGGUUGCAAUGACAUCGGAGUUGUCAUAGCAACAAAAUGAAGCUAUUACCUGUUUUACUUACAGAAGUAUUUCUCGGCACUGGGAACUGUUCUUCCAAAAUUAUUCAUGGGAGCUUUUUCCUCCAAUAGCCAUCUCGAUGUUCGUGAAGUUUAAGCGAAAUCUGUAAGAACGUUAUCGAGAUAUUUUGGGAUCAAGAUUUUGUGGUUAGAAAUAUGGUAAAAAAUGGAUAAUCUUGAUGUUCGGCUGUUAUUUGUAGAAAAUGAAGCGCUUUUGACAUGCAAUUUCACCUGAUAGUAGUUUCACUCUUUUUAAAAAUGUGUGCGAAAGACCGCGGAGAUAGCUCCAGCCGAUUGCUAGAAAGAAGGAUUUGAUUAGUAUGUAUCGAGGCGCUUUUGUUAGCGGUUUUUGAACAUUUUGGUCUACUUUAACAAAUUAGCGAAUAAUUUUUAAACCGCUUGAUAGAUUUUUUAAAAAAAAUAAGAUUCUUGAGAUUAACCUUCCUUUUAUAUGACCUUUAGUUUCAAGAUUAUUGAUAUAUUGUAAGGCAGUAAAAUAAGGGCUACAAUUCGCCAAUAUUUUGGCAGAAAUUUUGUGUUUACAAAUGUGAGCCUCUCAUUAUUCAGGGUAUUGUCCCCAAGUUUCAUAAUUUCGCGCAUAACAAUAGCUAGCAUUUUUGCAUGUGUCAAAUGUAUUGUUAGUUACUGUUGUUCACGUGAAAAGGAAACUUGGAGGCAAUGCCUUGAAUAAUGAGAGGCUUUCACUUGUAAUAACGAAACUUCCGCUAAAAAAGUAACGAAUUGUAGCCCUUAUUUUACUGCCUUACAAUGUAUCAAUAAUCUUGAAACUAAAAGGUCAUAUAAAAGAAAGGUUAAUCUCAAGAAUCUUAAAUUUUAAAAAAAAUCUAUCGAGCUGUUUAAAAAUUAUUCACUAAUUUGUUAAAGAAGACCAAAAUGUUUACAAAACUGCUAACAAGAGCGCUUCGAUACAUACUAAUAAAACCCUUCUUUCUAGCAAUCGGCUGGAGCUAUCUCCAUGAUCUUCCACACACGUUUUUAAAAAGAUUGGAACUACUAUCAGGUGAAAUUGUAUGUCAAAAGCGCUUCAUUUUCUACAGAUAACAGCCAAACAACAAUAUUGUCCAUUUUUUGCUGUGUUUCUAAUCGUAAAAACUUCAUCCCAAAAUAUCUCGAUAACGCUUUUACAGAUUUCGCUUAAACUUCACGAACAUCGAGGCUGCUAUUGGAAAAAAAAGCUCCCGUGAACGAUUUUGGAAGAACAGUUCUCAGUGCUGAGAUACACUGCUGCAAGUAAAAUAGGUAAUAGCGUCAUUUUGUUGCUAUGACAACUUCGAUGCCGUUGCAACCCUGAUCAUAACAAAUUUUCAUAUUUAUCUAAUACAACUGUGGUGGCAACUUUUCCAAAACUUUGUUUAUGGCGACGUAGUUUAUGCUCAAACUUGGGAGGUAUUGGCUCUGAAAAACUGUAUCGAGCCACCUUAAAAUGACCCCCAGGUAAUGCUCCCUUACCUCUGAAAAUGUCCCCCAAAACCAAUCAAGAUUUUGAAAAUGACCCCCCCUCCUGCAAAAUGGUGGCCCCACAUCACAGGUAAUAAAUGACCAGUCCCUCAAUAUCUCUCUAGUUGGGAUGAAUCUCAAGUCAUGCAUUAACUGUUAACCACCAUGGUCUCAUCUUGGUGUAAGUUGCAUGUGUCUUGUUUUCCAGCUUUUUGCUAGUAAGACUGCUGAGCUCCUUGCAUUUCACCAAAUUGAAGUGAAAAGCUCCUAUCCCAAAGAAGGGUAAGCAGUGUGAUGAUUAUUAUUAUCAUGAAAACAACUUAGGUCCUAAGAGCGGUUUGUCAUAAGACAAUGUUUGAUUAAAAUUUGCCCAUGUGCGACAAAAUCCUAUCUGCUGUAAGACAUGAUGACCAGACAGAUCAAAUAUUUAAGACUGUCAUUUUAUAGCUGAUGAUUUGUAUAGCAAUUAAAGAGAUUAAUAGUCAACUUCAAAAGUAUGUCAAACAGUUUUUCUUCCUUGUCCGACUAAAACACUGACCUGGUUAGAGAUAAGUCCUUCCUAAAAAUAAAGAUUAUCUGCUUGACGGUCUAAGGCGUUGUUCAGACGCCGUACUUUUCAUGUGCCGAACCUAACCGAAUAAGUUCGACUUUGGAGCGACACUGGCGCGACAUCUGAUUCAGACGGCGUACCGUGUGUCGAACCUAAGUUAAGUUCGACAAAAGUUCGACAGACUCUGUCGAACUUAACGCUUUUGCCGCACCAAACUAAAACCGCCGUACCAAAUUGAUUCAGAUGCCGCUCCUUUUGCUGUACUUAAUUCAUCAGUUAGGUUCGGCACAUGAGUGGAGCGGCGUCUGAACUGGGCCUAACACUUGUCUUUUAAAUUAAGUGCAAUAUUGUACAUGUGCCAAACUGGUAACCCCAAAUACAGUGUAGCAGUAAGAUGCCAAAAAUGGUGACGCUAUGAUAUGCUUUGUAGAUGGGUAGAGCAAGAUCCAAAGGAAAUUCUAUCAUCGGUGUACUAUUGCAUGGAACAAACACUUCACAGCUUCAAAGAUUUAAAAAUUAAUCCUGCAGAUAUCAAAGGUAUGUUUGAUAAUUUUAUUAUGUACUAGUAUGGCUAUAUCUCAUCUAGCCAUGUUUUGGAAGCUACGAGAUGUUUUAUUCUUAUUUAUUAGUACUCUAUUCUUUUCUGAGUAAUUGUCAGAUGACUCUGGAUUUUACAGAGAAACCAGGUUCUAUAAAAUUGGAUUGUGAACGCAGAGCUGUGAAAAAAAAAAAAACGAAUUUAAGCUAGUCCCUUGAGCAAGCAGCUCUCAUAUUUUGCUUGCCAGGUGUCUUAGUUAAUGAUUUAGUUAGAAUAUGGCUUGACUAGAUCCUUCCCCAUUGAGUAAGGGAGUUUUAAGAGUUCCAUGUAGUUGCACAGAAAGAAAAUCUUAAAGUCCAGAACUACCAGACAGGACUUUCUACAAGCCCUGGAAUGACUAUAUUGACACUUCAAUGUAACCUCUGACUCUAGAAUUUUUGUUUUUCAGCUGUUGGAAUCACAAAUCAGAGGGAGACUACUGUGGUUUGGGACAAGCUUACUGGAGAACCACUGCACAAUGCUAUCAGUAAUAAAAUGACUCUGCUUUUGCAUGAAACUGUAACAAGCAAUUUAAUUCCAGCUUUAUUUUGUAUAUAUAUAUAACAACCGUUUUGGAAGGGUGUUGCAUUUGCAAUUUAUUGUAUAUUAAAUGGGUUUAUAUGAGUGAACUGAGACAUAUUUUGUUUGCAGUUUGGCUUGACACAAGGACGAAAUCCACUGUUGAUGACUUUGAGACCAAAACAACUGAAAAAACAAGAGAACAUGUUCGAGUAAGUGUACAGUAGAAGGGUCUCAAUAGGUUGCAGUUGACACUGUAUUAAACACACAUUCACAGAGAGUCAAAAGAAGCCAAGGAAUGGUUGGGAACUUGGAAUAGAGAAUAUUAAUGUCAUCUUGCUAACAUUAAAAUCGUCACCAAGUCAUCUUGUGGCAAACAAGUUAGUUAAGUGGUGUAGAAUUCUGGGAAUGACCACAUUGCAAUCCUUUUUGGCAUGUGCACAAAUCUUGUGCCAUGCUUCUUUUGUACUUUCCACAUGAUCCCUGGGAAAUGCACCUAAAACUAAUGGUAAUGCGUCAGAUUUUUGAUGAUUAUGUUGUUACUGUAGUUUGUAAAAGUCAGUAAGCUGGUACUCCUUGAAUUAUUGUUUCAGUCUAAAAAUAUUUAGAAUGGAGUAAACCAUCUCCAUUGUGGUAAAAUAGAAAAUUUGGAAGUUAAGUUAUUUUUGUAAGUUUUGAGCCCCACCCUUUUUUUGGUCCCUGAAUGCCAGGGAUUUUUAUGGCCUCAGUGGUUUACGUACAUCCUACAUGAAAAAAUUUUGUAAGGGCUAUGAUUUUCUCUCCUUCUCAGAGAAGAAUAGAAGGUGUAACCCAGGGUUGUCAUCAAGAGCCAGGGGCCAAGGAUUUUCCCCGGCUACCAAGAGAGUGGCCCCUGGCUACUUUUAUUGGAAAAUUGAAGAAAAAUAGAACCAAAAGAAAUCCGUAGCCAUUUGAUUCCCCGCCUACUUGUUGUAUUUACCCGGCAACUUGAAAUCUUAGUGACAACCCUGUCUAACCAUUUGAAGAUGAGGAACGUUAGGCAGCACCCUCUUCUUAGAUAUUUUAAGACCCUGAGUGUGGGUCUGGUCAGGAAUGAACUCAUGCCUACAUACCUAAUGAGUUGACAAAUAAUGCGGAAAAUAAGCAUUAGGGUACAGUGUAUAUCAUUAGAGUUUUAAUGUCCUGUUUAUAGUAGUGACAAAGAAAAGAAAGUAAAAUGUUGGGUAGACUAUUAUUUUAAUAUCACUUGGUUGUUAUCUCCUUGCAACCUUUACCAUUUGCAGAAAUUGUGCGGUCUUCCAAUCAAUACUUACUUCAGUGCAGUAAAGUUGAGGUGGCUCAUUGAUCAUUGUGAAGCAGUAAGAAAGGCUAUUGACGAGGAAAGGUGUUUGUUUGGAACUGUGGACUCGUGGUUGAUUUGGGUAAAGUCAUUUUACAUGCUAUUUCAGAGAAUUUUCAAUACUCAGGACUGAAGUUUUUUGCCUGCCCUUCUCCUCAGCCCUUCCGGCAUCCAUCUGCAAAUCCCACUCAAGUAUUCACCCACAAUGUGUAUGUUGUGGUUCAAAAUUUUUCUUGGUUUAAAUUUUAUUGUCUUUUGUUUCAUUAUGAUACGUUAUCAUACUCAAAAACAAAAGAAAAUAAAAUUUGAACCAAGGAUAAAAUUGAACCACAAUGUAUAUGUUACAGGUCAAAUUACAUUCAGGUUAAAAUUUUUUAACCUAGGUUGAUUCUCAAUUUCUAAAUUGUAUCCUAGCCCUAAUUGAUGGGCUAGGAGACAAAAGAAAUUGAGAAUCAACCUAGGUUAAGAAAUUUUGACCAGUAUCAUAUACAUCUGUAGAUGUUUACUGCAGUUACAUGAUAAUUUUAUGAGGAAUUUUCAGUUGAGUUUGCUUUUGUUGUUUUAGUGAUGUGAAAUUUUGUCUUCUGUUUCAAAGAAUUUGACUGGUGGAACAAAUGGAGGCUUACAUAUCACAGACAUCACCAAUGCAUCAAGAACAAUGUUCCUCAACCUGGAAACUCAAGCCUGGGAUCCAUACUUGUGCAAGUAAGAUGAUAUUAUUGCAGCAGUUACUGGAUGAAAAUGGCCCUAAAAUAAAUGCCGUAGAUCAAAGCAAAAUUACCACUAAACUCCUCCCUUGAUUAAAUGCUGCGCCCAAUAAGAAGGAUGUAACAUUUGUUCCAGGAUUUUAAGAAAAACUAGUUGUUAGUACAACUUGGUAAUCUACACCAUUCAGAAAAUUCCAAUAUUCUGUCUCAGCAAAAAGAAAAAUAAAAAAUGAUUUUUCUAAGAUGUUCUGUUCAAUUAAUUUCAGGUUUUUUGAUAUUCCUAUGUCAGUUUUACCAGAUGUUAGAAGUUCCUCAGAAAUCUAUGGCAAACUGGUAAGUGUUGGUUCUUUUUUACCUGUUGUUUUGUGUGUUCUAAGCAAAUCAAUAAUAAUUAGAACACACAAAACAAGAGAGUUCAAAAUUAAACGUGAAUUAAAAAAAAUGGAUCACAACUUUAAACAUCUAACUUACAAAGUGUAUUUGGUUAGCCUGCUAAUGAAUACUUAUUUCCACGCAUUUACAGGCUAAUGUUUGGAUAAUAGGACAAGAAAAUAAUGGACAUGUCUUUUAUGUAAAUGUGUGAAAUUACAUUAUUUUGAUUUUCUUUUUGUUGGUUUUUAGGCGGAAGGACCCCUCAGUGGAGUGCCAAUAUCAGGGGUAUAAAUAAAUAAAGUCAUUUAUUCUAUUGUUUUGUCUUUUUGUGAACGAUACAAUGUACUUAUGCAAACAAACAUGUGUGGAUAGGUCUUAGAGGACAAUGAAAGCCAAAAUAAAGUGCAACAUGAGAAUCAUACAGAAACAGUUCAUCACUGUGUAGAUCUCCUAAGGAUGAUCUGGUCUGGCUAAAUGUUGCCCUUCUCUUUCUUGCAUAAAAACUCUUUAAAAAUGUCUUUGGUUAAGAUAGGCAAUAAAGAAUAUAAAGGGUGAAAGACAAAGAGAAUGACUAAAAUUAGUAAGUUAAAUGAAGUAAUUUUUUAAAACACAAUAUUAUUGUAAGGCUAGUGGAUUGAGGUGUGUGGCAUUCAGGUUAGUGCAUUGUAAGUUUGUAAUCCUUAUUGCAGUGUCUUGGAGACCAGCAAGCAGCUUUAGUUGGACAGCUGUGCUUUAACCAGGGGGAUGCCAAGAACACGUAUGUACAGUAAAUGUGCUUUCUGAUUUGGUAGUUUAUGUUUUACUACGUGAAAAUGAAGUUCAGGGGUCAAUUUAAUAAACUAAAAUUAAUUGUGUAAUUUACAAGUGUAGCCAUUGUUUUAGAGUCUAAAAACACUGCUUGUCUAAUUAUAAAUUACACUUGUAAAAGUGUCAUUAAAUUGACCCCAGGUUAAAAUAGUUGCAACCUAGGUUGAUUCUCAAUUUUUUUGUCUCUUUCCUAUUUUGUUCUUGAUCAUAAACAAUAAUAUCAGGGCUAGGAGACAAAAAAAUUGAGAAUCAACCUAUGAUGAAACCAUUUUAACCUGAAUUUUAGUUGACCUACAUGUACAACACUUACAUGAGGUCAGUGUUUGAUCACUCUUAAACUUUGUGUUGUAAAAAUUUUGUGUAAGGCUAAUGAUUGCUUCACUCUGUAGGUAUGGCACUGGAUGUUUUCUGUUGUACAACACCGGAAGAGAGGUAUUACAAGGACUUACCCGUAAAAUGAUUUUUUUAAAAAGAUUUAUGAAAAUUUACUGUCUGUUGUCUUUAAAGAGACAUAUUUAGAUUGCCAUUAAAAUACUUGGCGCUUUAAUAAACCAGGUUUUAUGAGAAACAAAAGUGUAUCCUCAGUGCAUUGAUCUUAGGUGCUGACUAAUCUUUUGUAUUACUGAAGGCAGUGGUUUCACAGAAUGGUCUGCUAACAACAGUAGCUUACAAACUAGGACCUGACCAGCCAGUGGUGUAUGCCUUAGAGGUAAGCUUGGUCAAUUAUUGAUUACAGCAUGUGUAUAGCAUGCAGGACUAGCACUUUUUGGUACUGAGUCAAUUUUCACUUCUGAUUCCCUUUACUUUACAGGGCUCUGUUGCUAUUACUGGAGCUGCUGUGAAAUGGCUGAGAGACAAUCUUAAUCUCUUCAACAAGGCUUCUGAGAUAGGUAUUUAUUUUUUUAAUAGCUCUGCUAGUGGCUUUCUACUCUGGCUGAGGUUUUUGAAGCAUAAUACAAACUCAUACAUUCCAUUUACGUGGUAGUUUAUCUAGGAUUCAGGGCUGUCACUUAGGGCCAGGGCCAGGAUUUCUCCAGGCUUCUAUGAGCAUGACCUAGUGAUUUUGUCACAAAUAGUUAUGGUGAGUCCUGGGACUCAUCUUGUGAAAAAUCAUAAGUCCCUGUCCAGAACCAAUGAGCCCCAGUUAUAAAAAAAGGAGUCCUAAAUAAUAAUAAUAAUUAUUGAAAAUACUUGGGCCUUUACAGUGUAUGUAACCAGACAGUUAAUCUGGAGACAGACACCAAAACUCUUUAUUACAGUUAGCAGAAAUUAAGAUAUAGCCUUCUACAUAUUUAUAGCACAAAAAAGACUAAAAUAAAUAUGCAUCUUUAAACAAAAGCCACAGAAAUCACAUGAACAGGAUAUUCUACCAAAAAAUCUUCAAAUCGGUCAAUGGUUCUUUGCUUCCUAUGGGAAGCAUGCCAUGAAUAAUAUUGUUUUGCGUCUUUGAGGAUUUUUAUGCUUCAGGGAUGCAGGUUGCAGAGGUAACAAAAUCACUGAUGACCCUCAGCUACUUUCAUAGGCAACAAAAGAAAAUAGAACCAAGAGAGCUUUCCAAUUGUUUAUUUCCCGUUACACCUUGGUUUGAAUUCCAUAGCAAAAAGCCUCUGUGUCUGUUGAGUGAAUGGUUGAUGUUUUGCAGGAAGAAUAGCUUUGUCAACAUGCAGGCCAAACUGUUAUGGAAUUACCACACUUAAUUAUGUGACAAAUCUUCAUUUUUUUUGACUCACAGAAACUUUGGCAGCCAGUGUAAGCAAUUCUGGUGGUGUAUACUUUGUACCAGCAUUUUCUGGGCUCUAUGCACCAUACUGGCAAACAGAUGCUAGAGGGUUCGUUUAUCUUGUUCUCAUUUUUAUGUGGAGAGUAUAAAUUAUAUCAGUUGACAUUGAAUGGUUGCUGUGACCGACUUUGACUACAUUGUAUUUACUGUUGUUUUUCAUUGGAAGAGUAGAAAAACAGUUGUGGUUACAUUUAUGUGCACUUUUAGUUUUUUUUGCAUUUGAGCUUUGAUUAUACUAGUAUGAGAGGGUAAUAGCAACUUCAUGUCAUAGAGUAGGUAUGGGCUGGACCGGUGAGAAAGUGUUCCCUUAGAAAAAUGACAGGGUUGUAUGUCAGAAGUUUUGAAAACUAAUUCCUUUCAGGUACCAGAAUCUCAUUUUGUGGGUGUGUGUCCAAUUCAUUUUCACCCCUCAGAGCUACCAAAAUCAGUUGAGUUCAAAAAGGUCACUUGGUUUUUCAGGACAGUACCUCAAGAGGCUCCUAAAACUAUAACUGUGUUCAUUUUAGAUUGAAACACCGUAAGUGGAUCCAAUCCACAAAUUUUACCACCGAAAGGCACCAUCAGCAACCCCAUGAAUUUUAUGUGGGAGUACCCUAUAGGCUUUCAUACAGAGGGGUCAUAAGGUAGUUGAGUGGAUAGCAGCACUGCCACCAAAGUUGAUUUUAAGAGCUUGCUUUGCGGAUGAUACCUUUCUCUUCAGAAAGACAUAAAAGAGAAAAUGCUGUUAUAUUUUUUUGUUUAGAGUUAUCAUAGGACUAACACAGUUUACCAACAAAGCACACAUAGCAAGAGCAACUCUUGAAGCCACCUGUUUUCAGACAAGAGAGGUAUGAGGAGGUCUUAACCACAGCUAAAUGAAGGAUAUUAAUAUUUGCAAGAUCUAAGCAAAGUACUUCAAAACUAGGGUUGUAAUUUUCACUGAUGAAAGUUAUACACUGUCAAUGUACUGAACUUUUUGAAUGUUUACUAAUCUGAGCAUUUAAAAACCGAAACUGCAGAAAUAUUUAUUGUUGUCAACAUUGUUCAUAAUAACAUUGAUCACAGCCUAUUGUAAUAUCACAACUUACCAGAAUGCUGGUUAGAAUUUUUGAUGAAAGGAGUUUGGGUUGAACAAGUAAUACUGCUUAUGGUCUUUGGUUGAACAGCUGGUGAUGCACAUACCCACAGGGUAUGAAAGAGCACACAAACAACUUGUUACAUGUCUGUGCUCAUGUGUUGUAGAACUAUUGAGCAAAGUGUAUAAAAUAGAAUAAAACAUUGUCUUAAACUGUGUUUUACACCUGAUUCAUAUUUUCUAAGAGGUUUGAAAAUACAAGAAAUAUUAACGUUGAUGGCUUGUAACUUUGUAGCUUUUAGAUGCCAUGAACAUGGAUUGUGGGAUCCCAUUAACAUCUCUUCAAGUUGAUGGUGGAAUGACUAUAAAUAACUUGUUAAUGCAGUUACAAGCUGACAUUCUUGGAAUUUCUGUAGGUAUGGACUGAUUUCAGAAACCAAUCAUUUUUACCCAAGUUGAUUCAUGCCCAGUCAAUUUGUACCCACACAAAACCACCACAAAUUAUGAUUUCUUAUGUAAAUAAAAGAGCUAAUGACAAUCAUGCAGGCAAUCACAUGAGAGCAGUAGAAAUUGAGUCUGUUGUAAACAUGGUGGGUAUGGCAGAUAACAUAUGAACAUUUCGGCCAGUUAAACUGCUCUGUUAUUAACUGUAUUUCCAUUGUUGUUGGUAGUUCGUCCAACAAUGCCUGAAACCACUGCUCUUGGUGCCGCAAUGGCUGCUGGUAUGGCAAAAGGAGUGGAUGUGUGGAAAGUAAACCCAGAGGAUAAGUCUCAAAUCAACACUGAUGUGUUUGAACCUGCUGUGGAUCCAGCUGGUAAGUUUACCACAACCAACUGUUGGUUUUCACAUUACCUCAUCAAAAUUCAAACUAAAGAAACCAUCUAUCCUUCCAAUUUUUUAACUUUCAUGAAGUAUUUGAGCAGCUAAAAACUAAUAGUUAUACAAAUUUUUACUUUGAAAGGGUUCUUCAUUUUGUGAGUAUAGUAUAUGCUAAGCGUUUUCAUGACACGGCUUUUGCAUGGUGGCCGAGAGAGCUGUAAUGUAAGGUAAAAAAGUGACUGUUGGUUGCCAGCUGCCAUGUUGGUGCCCAUCCACAUGGGCACCGAUAUGGCAUUUCCAAACAAAGCUCUAUAAAUUUGGGUAAAUCAGUCCUUUCUUUGAAUGCCUCAUAUAUGAAAAACUGCACUGACUUGAAUCUUGACAAGGGCCUUACCUCCUUUCAUUUCCCAGAUAAAUGGUUUUGAUUUUUAUUUUUGAUGGUGUGAUAGUGAAAACCAGCAAUACCUAGCUUCUACUGCAUGUUAAUUAGAGGACCAGUGGAAAAGUGGAAAUGUUGCUUUGACAGCCUGAUCAUUAUGAGCAGUGUCAAAGCCAGUCAAAACCAGUCAAACCAAAAAUCUGGGUAUUUCUUGGCAUUGUGUUAUGGUGUGCAUUUUAUAUGUUAUCAGUGUCUUUUCAAUUUUUCCUUUUGUAUCAUUUGGUGAUAGCAUCAUCCAAGUUAUCUAGAAAUUACUGCUUAUUUGGAGCAAUUUUGAAUUUCUUUCAUCCUUCCUUCCUGAUUAAGUAGUGCCCCAUGUAGCCAUCUUUGUCUCAAACUGCAUCAUUUUCUUGAGCUCCCAUAAGAAAUUUUCUUUAGUGUUAUUACAGAUAACUAAUUAAAUCUAUUGUUCUUGAAAAAAGUUAAAAUGAAUGUAAUAAUAUGCUUUAAAUUAUUCUGGUACAAGGUUUUUGUCCAGUGAAAAUUAAAAUUACUCAAAUUUCCUGAUGGAUUGCAUCUUAAUUUUUUUUACUGACCUCAUUAAGGGCUUUACUCAACCAAAACUCUUCUUAUUACUCCUGUGUGAUUCAAUGAACAGAAACGUACACAGGUUUUGAUUGUGUGGGUGUCCUGUGCAUCUUACAUGGACAUGUAUGUGUUACUGGGUGUAUGAAGUUGUUGAUUUUAUUCCUGUGAAUUAGAGCGGGAUCGCCAUUAUGCUAAAUGGAAGAAAGCAGUGAAGAGAACAAUGAAAUGGGAAGUGAAUGAUGAUGAAGAUCAAGGUAAAAAGAUCUGAAGUAAUUCCAUUUACCAUCACAACUGCAUGUUUGUUUUUACAUUAGUUUGUCUUCUUCGUUACUGUACCCUGACAUGAAAUAGACAGCAGACUUUACAAGGUGGCUACUUUGGGUGGCCAUUACUUGUGGGUGGAUAAAAAAGCCAGUAAUUUUAACAGUUGUUUUACACCAAUAUAUGACUUAACAAGCCUUUUCCUUGAAUUAACUUAGUACUAUUAUUAGUUUUGUUACUUUCUUAUUUUAUAAUUUUUUUUCUUUUUGAUAGUAUUUUAAAUUUAAAUCUUAAUAUUAUAGACAAAAAAGAUUAAUGCUUAUGGUAUCACUGAUAAUUAUUCUUUAUCUCACUACAUAAUAAUUGUUACAGGUCAAAGUUAAAUUCAGGUUAGAAUUGUUUAACCUGUAACGUAUUCAUACCUACAUGUACUGCACUGCUUGAAAGGUCACAUAAAAUGCUGCACUUUGUUUUGUUUUAAAGUUGCUAAUUUUUGGAAGGUGUGAAUGUUUCAAAUUUUUUGCAUGAUUUCCACCACAAAAGGAGACAAAUAUAAGUUGCAUGAAAUGUACAUGGAUGUAACAGUACUAUAUCAUAUGUGUUUUAGAAACAAUUAAUUUGCACUGUGCCUUAUUUGACCCAAUCACAGCACUUGUUUGCAUGUUUCUUUAAUAAUUCAAAGUUGCACAAUUCAUGUUGUUUUAGGUUGAACAUAAAAAGAUGUUCACACCAGAGCCGUUUCUUGGCAGGUCAGACAAAUUGGCUUGAUAUUUUUUUGUUGUGUUUAGUGUUUAAUUUGCACUCAUUUUGCCAUCAAAGACGAAGCACCAUUUCAUGUUGUCCACACGUCAUUAACAGCUUUAUACUCUGAAAUGUUAUUUGUUCUUUAUUAUAAUCACAUCUGUUCUCUAUGUCACCGGAGACAGAUUAGAAUGAUGUUAAUGAAAGGUUUUAAGAGAUUGUGCCCUGGGGUGGGAUUGUGAGGGGGAUGCUCAUCGGAAAAUGAAAUCAAACCCCUAAGGGAAACCAAUGUGAUGUGGCUCAAGCUUAAACUGACCCCUAAGGGAGGCCAUACUAAACCAGAUGCACGGCUGAGAAGUGUCAACAGUGGAAAUAGAUUUGUUUCAUGCCAAGGAUGUCAUGUUCUUUUUUAAAUGUAAGAUUUUUGUGUUGUUAGUCUCACAGCAUUAUUUGGACAUUGAUUUCUUCUUAAGCACAGCCCUAAGGAAAACCUGAAUGGACAAAUAUAGUGACUUUCCAUCCCAAACACCCUAAGUGGGACCAAAAUCUGCAAUUUACACGCCAAAGUGAGACGACGAGCAUCCCUGUCACUUUUAUAUGGGAGUCCCUCCGGAGGAUUGUGUAUGUAGGGGAAUAAGGAACUUGAAAGAAUGGAAGGGGAGUAGAAGUGGAAGGAUAGAAGUUGGAACAGAUAUUAUUCUGGGUACCUUAGUUUAGUAUAGCACAAGUGUGACUCAUCAAUGCAUGGUUGCUACAGGAUGGGGAAUGGUUAGUGAGGGAAAAAUAAUUUCUGCAAGGUCUGGAAAAAUAUGGAAAUUUUGGGUCUGAAAAAUUGAAACGAUAAAGCCACUGAUGUUUUACCACUGAUAGUCUGCAACACAUAUUUUACUCUUCUUCAGAGUUAGUGGGGAGGGAAUGUGUCCUUGUAUAGCCUCAACAAGCGAGGGUGUUCCCUUCUUGUACCUUCAGCCACACUCAAGACCAUUUUAUUGUCUUGUACAUUGUGCUCAAGGGACUGCUAAUAAAGCUUGGGUUCUAUACUGUGGAAGGCUGAAAGAACCAUUUCAGGAAACUGUGAUCUAAAAAAUCUUUUCAUUUAUGAAAAAUGUAGAUUGGGUAGAAAGUACAGCUGCAGAGGGUGGUUAUUGUUCAGGGAAAUUUUAUUUUUACUGUGGAAUGAAAUUAUGCAGGAAUUUGAAAAAUUAUUUCUGUUGCAACCGUGAUGGUCUGCAACAGGAAACCUUAAGUGUUCUGGGAACGUAACUAGCUCAAAAUUCUCUUUCCUGUGUUUCAUCUUGUACUUGUAUUCAAAUUUAAAUUCUGCUGCUUUGUCAGUAGCCUGCAAAGCUAGACAUAUUUUCAAUCGCUAGUUCUGUCCACCGGAAAUACAUCUGGGUGCGCAGACCAUUUUGUCAGCUAUUGGACUGAAACAGGUUGUUGGUGGGGUAGCAAAGGCAUACGGAGCAGCUAGGAUGGAGCCUGUAGGCUAGAGAAAAUGCAGACAUCAACCCAAGAAGGAGAAACGUAACUCUGGGCACUUACCAAAAGUCAGAAGUGGCAAGCAGACUGGUUAAUUGAAAAAUGAAAUUAGCUUUUUUCAAGAGUUUUGCUGUGUAUAUUAUUUAGGAAUAGACUGAUCUGACUGGACAGUCUUGAUUAAUAGUGAAAUUCUCCUUGUGACUGGUUUGGUUUGGCCAGCUAGUUCUGACUAAUGGUAAGCACUGUAAGAGUCUUCUUUCUUCUUCAUCUUCUUUCAUAUUUGGUUCACCACACUUAAGGUCGGUACACACUAGGCGACAAGUUGCAGCAACACGUCGCGGCGACCAAUCACUCCAUGUGUACAGGUCGGGCGACUAGUUGCAGCAACAAGGUGAGGCGACACGUCGCAGCUACAAAUCGCUUCGUGUGUACUGGAGAAUUUUUGUGAAAAUCUUUGUCUCCGCAACAGAAUUUUGUCGCUGCAACAAGUCGCAAAAAAUCAAAUCAGACUGAAUCUGCGCGACUUGUUGUGGCGACAAAUUCUGUUGCAGCGACAAAGAUUUUCACAAAAAUUCUCCAGUAUACACGAAGCGAUUUGUCGCUGCAAUAUGUCGCUGCAACUUGUCGUCUAGUGUGUACCGACCUUCAAGAAUGAGGGACUGCUUGCAAUCUUGGAUGCAUGAAACUAAAUUUACCCCACAUCCUUCAAUCUCCCCACCCAAAUAAAAUAUUCUUAACCAGUUUUUGUUUUGCCUUUUAGGUUUAACAAAUACUCCCUCUGGAAUUCUGGGGCCUGCCUUGUUUGUCUUGGGUAGUGUGGCAAUCGCCUUGUUAGCAACAAAAAUUAGUUAACAUAGAAGAAAUUAGGGGAAAUUAUAAUAUAUAUACUAUUAUAAGACAAAGUGAUCUUAGGUCAAAUUAUUGUGGAAAUUACAUAUAAGAUUUUGAUCAGUGAAAUCAUAAUAAUUUUCUUUAUUAGGUGUCCUUUAGUAAUUAUCAGGGUUCGUACAGAGGCUUGAAUUCUUGAAAAAGUCUUGAAAUUUGCCCGGCAAUUUUCCAGACCUGGAAAAAGUCUGGAAAAUGAAGACAAAGUCUGGGAAAAUGAUAAAAAGUCUUGAGUUUUUUUUUCAAAGCUUUUCAUUUUGGUCAAAUCUUAUUCAAUCUGGCCCUUUACGCAUGUAGCGCAUCAUGAAAAAAGCUUUCUUUCUGCAUUUUUAAAGGUCCCUGUCGACCACCUAGUCUGGAAAAAGAAAUUACUGUUUUGGAAAAAGUCUUGAAUUUUGGAUCCAAAAGUCUGUAUGAACCCUGACGAAUAGUUCAAUUUACGAUUAAUAAUAUAAAUUUUUUCAUUCAUGAUUUGACCCAAAUUUGAGGUAAUAAUGAGUCAAUGUUUUUGUUCUUUUUUUAUAAAUUAUUAUUAUUAUAUUUUUUUAUAGCAAUCCUUUAUUUAAUAUACAGGUCUUGUGUAAACACCAGUGAAAUAUCAGUUGAGAUUUUUUGCAAAAACAUGAUAUCUUCACAAGUGAAAAAAUCACCAUUGCUAUGGUUUCAGAGUAAAUUGCACCCUUUGUAGCAAAAAAUAUAUAAAAGGAAAAUGGUUUGGUAUUUCAUUGGUGUUUGUAUAAUAAAUAGAACAGUACACGGUCACUUGGAUAUAAGAAAAAUUGUGUUGAAAAAUAUGUGAGCUUUUCGUACAAAUUUUUCAACACUCAAGGAGGAAUUUCUUAUAUCUGCGUGGCCAAAAAGUGUCCUCUUUUUCAAUUAAAGAGCAUCUUUAAGUUGGGGUAUUGGUAAACAGUCUUUUCUUGUGUGUAGAUCAUUGCAUAUAACGCGAAUAUGGAAAGUGGCGAUUUUGAAAUAAAAGGUAUUUUUUGCAUUUCAGACAUUGAAAUAUAUCUUGUUUAUUGAUUCCUAUCAAUACUCCAGUAGCCUGCGUUGCAGACGUAAUUUAGUCUCGAUUAGUAAUAUCUGCAAAGCAGUGCCGAUAUCUUUGUUCUGGGCCCCCAACGAACUCAAAGAAUUACCGGAAGAGCGUUUCGAAUUUUCUUUUAACUU
This is a messenger RNA of Porites lobata, 16898 nucleotides long. Lineage: Eukaryota; Metazoa; Cnidaria; Anthozoa; Scleractinia; Poritidae. The record is from the annotation of a GenBank genome assembly.